AUGAAAAAAAAUGGCAAUAGAUCUUCUGCCGACUCCUCUCUCAAGGUUGACGAGUCAGGCAAAAAGUCUGAGAAGGUGAUGGUUCCUUUUUUUGAGUCCGACGAGUCCACGGUUUCCAUUUCUCUGAAGCCUCCUCGGUCUUCUCAGUCUCGCAGGUCGCGGUUUUCCAAGGGUCACUCUGACCCUCAUCCUCCCAGGAACUCUCGUUUUCCUGGUCGCAAGGACUCCUCCAAGCCUCCUUCCACCAAGGAGGUCGGCCUCAAUGGCGAGCCUUCUCGCGUCGCUCCCAACGACGCUUCGAGGGGUUCGUGGCCUCUUCCAAACAACGUCAACGGCGCUCACGUCUUCGCUUCCAGCAACGUCGUUGUGCCUGAGACUAGGAUCGCCUAUAUUGACCGCAACAACGUCGGCAACAUCAGGCCUCUCGCUGAGCUUUACGACAAGAACGGCUUCCGGGCUCCUCCUGAGGCUCCUGGCGACGUCGUUCACAAGAUUAAGCGCGAGUUCAAGCCUUCUUUGAACUGCGAGCUUGAUCCCAUUGGGCGCCAGUCCACUUUCGUCGACGCUCUCAUCAGGAACAGCAACUCCUUCGAGGACGUUGUUGUUGACGACUCUCAUCGCUUUGACAGGUCCGGCAAGUCUCAGGAGCUUAAGUCUGUUCUCACCAAGAUGGGCAUUCUUGAUAAGACUCACUCUCAGAAGGACGACUCUUCCUUUCCUGAGCUUGAGAAGGAUUUGGGUAACCGUUAUGUUUUUCCCAAGUACAUGACUUCUCCUGAUCCUUCCAGCAUUCCUAUUCCUGGUUCUCUUUAA
Molecule: messenger RNA, 813 nt
Organism: Theileria orientalis strain Shintoku
Lineage: Eukaryota; Apicomplexa; Aconoidasida; Piroplasmida; Theileriidae
Exons: 2
Coding region: 1-813 (270 amino acids)
Source: RefSeq, a predicted model, not a curated record